Molecule: messenger RNA, 1658 nt
Organism: Misgurnus anguillicaudatus (oriental weatherfish)
Lineage: Eukaryota; Metazoa; Chordata; Actinopteri; Cypriniformes; Cobitidae
Gene: hccsb
Product: holocytochrome c synthase b
Biological process (GO): cytochrome c-heme linkage
Cellular component (GO): mitochondrion
Molecular function (GO): holocytochrome-c synthase activity
Source: RefSeq, a predicted model, not a curated record
AGCAACCAGUACGCGAUCUAAUCAAUAUUCAUAAGCCGACCCAUUCGCCCCGCCCCCACACGCAGUGUACGCUGGGUAGGCGGAAGUGAGAUCGCACGUUGACAUUGCGCUGCGUCCGAUACAGACAAGCAGAGGGAUUUUCCAGGACUUUAAGUACUGGUUGUUGUUGGUAAUCAUGGGUGCAUCAUUGUCCAGUCCUGCUCCCACUGUUAGAGCAGAGACUGCAAUGGCAGGACCUCAUUUGGCCGGGGCAUCUCCACCCCCUGGAUGUCCCAUGCAUCAAGAACAACCCAAAAACACUCCGCCACCUGAGUGUCCGAUGCAUCAGUCCAAUACGGCACCGGCUGGACCAGUACAUCAGGACAGAGCGUAUGAAUUUGUUGAAUGCCCAAUGAAAGCGGCAGAGGGACCUAUUGAUCCCACUAACAUGAUGCCGCCUCCAAACCAGGUGCCUGCCCCUGAUCAGCCCUUCCCUCUGUCCGUGAAAAGAGAAGAAUCCAAAAUCCCACGUUCUGGCACUGAAAAAAAAUGGGUCUAUCCAUCAGAACAGAUGUUCUGGAAUGCCAUGCUGCGGAAGGGGUGGCGGUGGAAGGACGAUAAUCUUGCCCCAGAAGAUAUGACCAAUAUUAUUCAAAUACACAAUCGCAACAACGAUCAAGCUUGGCAGGAAAUCUUAAAGUGGGAAGCACUGCAUGCCAGUGAGUGUCCAUGUGGUCCAUCUCUAAAGAAAUUUGGUGGCAAAGCGAAGGAAUUUUCUCCAAGAGCCAGAAUACGUCACUGGAUGGGAUAUGAAUUACCUUACGACCGUCAUGAUUGGAUCGUAGAUCGCUGUGGAAAGGACGUUCGCUAUGUGAUAGACUACUACGAUGGGAACAUUGAUAAAGACACCUACCAGUUUUCUAUCCUGGACGUGCGUCCGGCUUUUGACUCUUUGGGGGCUGUUUGGGAUCGAAUGAAAGUGGCCUUGUGGCGCUGGACAUCAUAGACUCAUAAUAUUUCUGUAUUUCAAAGACAAACUUCAGGCGUACCAGGAUUAUUCAGCACCAACAUAUUACAAUCUUUAUGUUACAUAACGGGUAGAAUCUUACAUGGAAGACUUUCACAGAGUUAGAUACGUGUCUGGGUUUAAAGUAAAGUUGGAUAUUUCAUUGUAACAUAUAUAUUUUCGAAUUAUUGCACAGCUAUGCAAUAACAAUGACCUAGUGGUUGUUAAUGUUCUCAUUUUGAGAGCCCAAUAAAUCAGUGUUUGUUUUUAAAGGUUUUUGGUUGCGUAUAACAUUGACAGUCGAGACAUUUUCCACAUUCGGAUCUUGUUUAAAUGAUUUAAACACAUCUAAUGUUUGUUUUUCUCUUUUGAAGUUUGAUUAUUGAGUGUUUCGCUGAUGUUGAGAGGAAUUUGGCAGCUGAGUGUGGUUCAGUGAGAUGCACCAAAGGUCUUUGCUUUUUUUCUUAUGAAUGUGAUUGAUCUGUUUCAUCUGAUGAAACGUCUAUUAAAUUUGCAGACGAUAACAUUCAACUUUAAAAUGAUGACAAUUCUUAAACACUUUUUGGGUUUAUUUAUUUAACAUAAGUGGCUUCUUUAUUGUAUACUGUGAAAGAGUGUUUUUAAAAUGUUUUUGUCUUCAAAUUUCUGAAUAAAUUUGUAAACCGCUCUGGAA